AUGCCUGAAGAUGCAAUAUUAGAAGACGCUGCAGAUCGUACAGAAAGCCAUGAUUGUCAAGAAGAAGAAGCUCAUCAUCGACAACUCAAAACCAAGAAACUUUCAUGGCAAAAGUUACGUAGAUUUGACUCCUUGGACAUCGAGUCACGCAGUGUCAACGGUCACCACGGCCAUAGCUCCACGGAUGCAAGUUGGUCUGUAAUCUUGCAACUAGCAUUUCAGAGCAUUGGAAUAGUCUAUGGAGACAUUGGUACAUCACCUCUAUAUGUGUAUGCGAGUACCUUCAGCAAAGGCAUCAAGGACACAGAUGAUAUUUUGGGUGUUCUUUCUUUGAUCAUAUACACCAUCACCUUAAUCCCCUUGAUCAAAUACGUUUUCAUCGUCCUCCAAGCUAACGAUAAUGGCGACGGAGGGACGUUUGCACUGUACUCUCUGUUGUGUCGAUAUGCCAAGGUUAGUUUAACUCCGAGUCAACAAGCUGAAGACCGCGAUGUUUCAAAUUUCCAACUUGAGUUGCCUAGCAAACGUCUAAGGAGGGCAUCAAAGCUUAAAUCAAAACUAGAGAACAGCAAGUUUGCCAAAUACUUUUUACUCUUUGCCACCAUGCUUGGUACUUCUAUGGUUAUUGGUGAUGGUGUCCUCACUCCUUGCAUCUCAGUUCUAUCGGCUGUUGGAGGGAUAAAACAAGCUACAUCUGCUAUGACAGACGAUAUGAUUGUAUGGAUAUCAGUAUGCAUCUUGGUUUGCCUAUUCAUGGCUCAAAGAUUUGGAACUGACAAAGUUGGCUACAGUUUUGCACCAAUUAUUUGUGUUUGGUUUACCCUCAUUGGUGGCAUUGGCGUGUACAAUUUCUUCAAAUACGAUCCAACAGUUUUAAAAGCUCUAAAUCCACAAUACAUAGUCGAUUACUUCAAGAGAAACAAAGGAGAUGCUUGGAUUUCCCUUGGUGGCAUUGUCCUUGCCAUUACAGGAACUGAAGCUCUGUUUGCCGAUGUUGGCCACUUCACAGUUCGAUCCAUUCAGAUUAGUAUGUGCUCAGUGACUUACCCAGCUCUCCUGCUCGCAUACACAGGACAAGCCUCUUUUCUUCGCGAGCACAAGAGCCUAGUUUCAGACACGUUCUUUGAGUCCAUACCAAAACCUUUGUAUUGGCCUAUGUUUGGAGUUGCUGUAAUGGCAUCAAUCAUAGCCAGUCAAGCUAUGAUUUCAGGUACGUUCUCAAUCAUCCAACAAUCCCUUUCACUAGGGUGUUUCCCUCGUGUGAAAAUUGUGCACACAUCGACCAAGUAUGAAGGACAAGUUUACAUUCCGGAGGUCAACUACCUUCUGAUGUUGGCUUGUGUUGGAGUGACCUUGGUUUUCAGAAGCACCACAAAGAUUGGAAAUGCAUACGGCAUAGCAGUUGUAUUUGUAAUGACGCUUACAUCGGCCUUCCUGGUGUUAAUCAUGAUUAUGAUUUGGAAAACCCAUAUACUUCUCAUCAUUUCAUAUGUUCUUGUCAUCGGAAGCGUGGAGCUCAUGUACUUAAGUUCGGUGCUCUACAAGUUUGAUCAAGGUGGAUAUCUUCCUCUCGGAUUUGCGCUUUUAUUGAUGCUCAUAAUGUUUGUGUGGAACGAUGUUCAUCGAAGAAAGUACUACUACGAGCUCGAUCACAAAAUUUCCCCAGAAAAGCUCAGGCAACUUGCUGUGGACAAAAACUUCUGCCGCAUGCCUGGCCUCGCCAUGUUCUACUCAGAACUCGUUCAAGGAAUUCCUCCAAUCUUCAAUCAUUACGCGGAGAAUGUGCCUGCUUUGCACUCAGUCUUGGUUUUUGUCUCCAUCAAAUCGUUACCAAUAAGCAAGGUUCCUAUGGAGGAGCGUUUUCUUUUCCGCAGAGUGGAGCCUAGGGAGCUUAACGUGUUCCGAUGUGUCGCUAGAUAUGGGUACACAGAUGUUCGAAAUGAGAAUGAACCCUUUGAAGGAUUGCUGGUAGAAAAAUUGAAAGACUUCAUAAGGGAUGACUUUUGGCAAUCUCAAACAACUAUGCACAAAACAAAUGGAGAGAAAUUGAAAAAAGAAGUUUCUGCUGAGUUAUUAGGUGAUGAUCAUGAGCUGGAUAAUGGAAAUGGUCAUCAAGAGAAUGAGAGCGAGAACGAGGAUGUAAAGCAAGUAUUGGAUGAUGAUGAAGAUCAAAAGAAACAACAAGAUGAUGUGUUGGGGACAGAGAUUGACGCAAUUGACAAAGCGUGGCGCCGGGGAGUGGUGCACCUAAUUGGCGAGAAUGAAGUGACGUCUGCUAAAGGAGCUGGGUUAGCAAAAAGGAUCUUGAUUGAUUAUGCUUACAAUUUCUUGACGAGAAAUCUGAGACAAAGUGAAAAAGUGUUUGAUAUUCCUCACAAGCGCAUGUUAAAAGUGGGCAUGACUUACGAACUAUAGUUCGAUCUACACGCAGAAAGGCUUUGAAGGUGGAUGGAUGUGUACAAGUCUUUAAGAUUCAUGUACAACUUAAGAUUAGUGUAGCUAAAUAGAUGAUUGAGUAACUAUCUAGUGCUCGAUCAAAUAUA
This is a messenger RNA of Fragaria vesca subsp. vesca, 2543 nucleotides long. RefSeq names its product potassium transporter 5-like. The transcript is spliced from 8 exons. Lineage: Eukaryota; Viridiplantae; Streptophyta; Magnoliopsida; Rosales; Rosaceae. The record is from RefSeq and is a predicted model, not a curated record. Gene Ontology annotation, biological process: potassium ion transmembrane transport. Gene Ontology annotation, molecular function: potassium ion transmembrane transporter activity. Gene Ontology annotation, cellular component: membrane. The coding region runs from base 1 to 2415 and encodes 804 amino acids.